Molecule: messenger RNA, 1764 nt
Organism: Cannabis sativa
Lineage: Eukaryota; Viridiplantae; Streptophyta; Magnoliopsida; Rosales; Cannabaceae
Product: aldehyde dehydrogenase family 2 member C4-like
Exons: 8
Coding region: 42-1562 (506 amino acids)
Molecular function (GO): aldehyde dehydrogenase (NAD+) activity
Source: RefSeq, a predicted model, not a curated record
UCUCCUUUAGUUUUACACACAACCAGAAAAAAGAGAGAGAUAUGAGAAGUUAUUACAAAGGCGGCAGCAGCAGUAGUAAUGAUAAUAUGAUGGAGAAGAAGCCUGCUAUAAAGUUCACAAAGCUUUUCAUUAAUGGAGAAUUCGUUGAUUCAGUUUCAGGGAAAACAUUCGAGACAAUAGAUCCCAGAAACGGAGAGGUACUAGGAAGAAUCGCUGAAGGAGACCAAAACGACGUCGACUUAGCUGUGAAAGCCGCCCGUGGUGCUUUCGACCAUGGGCCAUGGCCUCGCUUACCGGGUUGUGAGAGGGGAAGGAUUAUGAUGAAAUUCGCAGACUUAAUUGAGCAAAACUUGGAGGAACUAGCCACACUGGAAAGCCUUGAUUGCGGAAAAUUGUUUAACUAUAACAAGUCAAUCGACAUACCAGGGGUGGCCGCCACUCUCCGGUACUACGCCGGCGCAGCCGACAAAAUCCAUGGGCAAGUUUUGAAAAUGUCACGUGAGUUUCAAGGUUACACUUUGCUUGAACCUAUUGGGGUUGUAGGCCACAUCAUUCCAUGGAAUUUCCCUUCCACUAUGUUCUUUGCCAAGGUCAGCCCUGCCUUGGCUGCAGGCUGCACCAUCGUACUCAAACCCGCCGAGCAAACUCCUCUCACAGCUCUGUUUUAUGCCCAUCUUGCUAAGCAGGCUGGUAUACCUGAUGGAGUGCUUAAUGUAGUGACUGGGUUUGGGCCAACAGCUGGUGCUGCUAUUAGCUCUCACAUGGACAUUAACAUGGUGUGUUUUACUGGCUCCACAGAAACAGGUAGAGAGGUAAUGAAGGCAGCAGCAAUGAGCAACUUGAAACCAGUUUCAUUAGAAUUAGGAGGCAAGUCACCCCUCAUCAUUUUUGAUGAUGCUGAUAUUGAAAUGGCUACUGAUCUUGCCCUUACUGGAAUCCUUUUUAACAAGGGAGAAAUAUGUGUUGCAAGUUCUCGUGUUUAUGUCCAAGAAGGGAUUUAUGAUGAAUUUGUAAACACGUUAGUAGAGAAGGCAAAAGCUUGGGUUGUUGGAGACCCUUUUGAUCCUCAAGUUUGUCAAGGACCUCAGGUUGACAAGGCUCAAUUUGAUAAAAUCCUAAGCUACAUUGAGCAUGGUAAGAGAGAAGGAGGGACUUUGUUAACUGGGGGAAAGAGUGUAGGGAACAAGGGAUAUUACAUUGAGCCAACCAUAUUCACUGAUGUUAAUGAGGACAUGCUUAUUUUCAAGGAUGAAAUAUUUGGGCCUGUUAUGGCACUCAUGAAGUUUAAGACAAUGGAAGAGGGAAUAGCUAAAGCCAACAACACAAAAUAUGGGCUAGCAGCAGGGAUUGUGACGAAGGACUUGAAUGUGGCUAACACAGUUUCAAGAUCAAUCCGAGCUGGGAUUAUUUGGAUCAAUUGUUACCUUGUUUUCGAUCGAGAUUGUCCUUACGGUGGAUACAAGAUGAGUGGAUUUGGAAGAGAUCUUGGCUUAGAGGCACUUCAUAAGUAUCUUCAAGUCAAAUCAGUCAUAACUCCCAUUUACAACUCUCCAUGGCUUUAAUUAUUUCAGAUUUGAGUGUACCAGCUAAUACAUAAUAUUGGGAGUUGUACAAUUUUUUUUUUUUAUUUUUAAGGUUAUUCUAUAAAAGAAACUUGUAAGAUUUUUCCUUUUUUGAACAUUUAAUAAACAGGAGUGAUUAAAAAGUGUAUAUGUAUAAUAAAUAGAAUCAUUCAAUAAAUAUGAGAACUUGUUAUUGUAUUAA